GAUGGGCUCUCCAUAAUACUUCAGUUAUGAAGGAAGAAGGGCAGCUGAAUUGGUUUUUUGCAAUGGAGAAGACAGAGGGAGAAACACCAGCACUGUCACUCCCACCUUGUUGCUUAUCUCCUUGCCAACAUGUGCCCCAAAUCCUCUCUGUGCUGUAUUAAGGAAAGGAAAAGCUUUGACAUCUUCUUUCUUACAUCACCUUUUCCAAUUCUGCAUCCUAUAACCCUCUGGUGAAAAGAGGAACAAUGACUUCAUAUAGCUGCUGCUUGAUUCUUUUUCUGUUUACCUGGAACACUGCUGCCUAUGGGCCAAACCAACGGGCACAGAAGAAGGGAGACAUUAUUCUUGGAGGAUUGUUCCCCAUUCAUUUUGGAGUGGCUGCUAAAGACCAGGAUCUAAAAUCAAGGCCAGAAUCAGUGGAGUGUAUAAGGUAUAAUUUCCGAGGCUUCCGCUGGCUCCAGGCUAUGAUCUUUGCCAUAGAAGAAAUAAACAGCAGCCCAACUCUCCUUCCCAACAUGACCCUGGGAUACAGGAUAUUUGACACUUGCAACACAGUCUCAAAAGCCCUGGAGGCCACAUUGAGUUUUGUGGCCCAGAACAAGAUAGACUCCCUGAACCUGGACGAAUUCUGUAACUGCUCAGAACAUAUCCCUUCCACCAUUGCAGUUGUGGGAGCAACUGGGUCUGGCAUCUCCACUGCUGUGGCCAAUCUGCUGGGACUCUUUUACAUACCUCAGGUCAGCUAUGCCUCAUCCAGUCGUCUCCUGAGCAAUAAGAACCAGUUCAAGUCCUUCCUGCGCACAAUCCCCAAUGAUGAGCACCAGGCCACAGCCAUGGCAGACAUCAUCGAGUACUUUCGCUGGAACUGGGUGGGAACAAUUGCAGCUGAUGAUGACUAUGGCCGGCCAGGGAUUGAAAAAUUUCGGGAAGAGGCAGAGGAGAGAGAUAUCUGCAUUGAUUUUAGUGAGCUCAUCUCCCAGUACUCAGAUGAAGAGGAGAUCCAGCAAGUGGUAGAGGUCAUCCAGAACUCCACAGCAAGAGUGAUUGUUGUUUUUUCCAGUGGCCCAGAUCUGGAGCCUCUCAUCAAAGAGAUUGUCAGGAGAAACAUCACUGGCAAGAUCUGGCUGGCAAGUGAGGCCUGGGCCAGCUCUUCUCUAAUAGCCAUGCCAGAGUUCUUCCGUGUCAUCGGCAGCACCAUCGGGUUUGCACUGAAGGCAGGACAGAUCCCAGGCUUUCGUGAGUUCCUGCAAAAAGUGCAUCCCAAGAAGUCCACCAACAAUGGCUUUGCCAAGGAGUUUUGGGAGGAGACAUUUAACUGCUAUCUCCCUGAAGGAUCAAAAAAUUCUCCUGCUUCCACUUCCUUCCAUAAGGGCCAUGAAGAGGGGCUGGGAGCUGGAAAUGGAACAUCUUCCUUCCGACCUCCAUGCACAGGGGAAGAGAACAUCACUAGUGUGGAGACACCAUACCUGGACUACACACACUUGCGGAUAUCCUAUAACGUGUACUUGGCAGUGUAUUCCAUCGCCCACGCCUUGCAGGAUAUUUAUACCUGUACCCCUGGGAAGGGACUCUUCACCAACGGGUCCUGUGCAGACAUAAAGAAGGUGGAGGCAUGGCAGGUUCUCAAGCAUCUGCGACACUUAAAUUUCACCAAUAACAUGGGGGAGCAAGUGGAUUUUGAUGAGUUUGGGGACCUGGUAGGAAAUUACUCAAUAAUCAACUGGCAUCUCUCUCCGGAGGAUGGCUCAGUCGUCUUUGAAGAAGUUGGGCACUACAACGUUUAUGCCAAGAAGGGGGAGAGGCUUUUUAUCAAUGAAAACAAGAUCCUAUGGGGUGGAUUUUCUAAGGAGGUGCCUUUCUCCAACUGCAGCAGAGACUGCCUGCCAGGCACGAGGAAGGGCAUCAUUGAGGGGGAGCCCACCUGCUGCUUCGAGUGCGUGGACUGUCCCGACGGGGAGUACAGCGACGAGACAGAUGCAAGUGCCUGUGACAAGUGCCCUGAGGAUUACUGGUCCAACGAGAACCACACGUCCUGCAUCCCCAAGCAGAUAGAGUUUCUGGCCUGGACUGAGCCCUUUGGGAUUGCUCUGACUCUCUUUGCUGUGCUUGGAAUUUUCCUGACUUCUUUUGUUCUGGGAGUCUUCACCAAAUUUCGCAACACACCCAUUGUCAAGGCCACAAACCGAGAGCUAUCCUACCUCCUCCUCUUUUCCUUGCUGUGCUGCUUCUCCAGCUCAUUGUUCUUCAUUGGUGAGCCCCAGAAUUGGACUUGCCGUCUGCGGCAGCCAGCUUUUGGCAUCAGCUUUGUCCUCUGCAUCUCCUGCAUCCUCGUGAAAACCAACCGUGUCCUUCUUGUCUUCGAGGCAAAGAUCCCUACAAGUCUCCACCGAAAGUGGUGGGGCCUCAACCUUCAGUUCCUCCUGGUCUUCUUGUGCACUUUUGUGCAGAUUGUCAUCUGUGUGAUAUGGCUCUAUACUGCCCCACCAUCCAGUUACCGAAACCAUGAACUGGAGGAUGAGAUCAUCUUCAUCACCUGCCAUGAAGGCUCCCUGAUGGCACUCGGCUUCCUCAUUGGCUACACCUGCCUACUGGCAGCCAUCUGUUUCUUCUUUGCCUUCAAGUCUCGAAAGCUGCCUGAGAAUUUUAACGAGGCCAAGUUCAUCACCUUCAGCAUGCUCAUAUUCUUCAUUGUGUGGAUCUCCUUCAUCCCUGCUUAUGCCAGCACGUAUGGCAAGUUCGUGUCUGCUGUGGAGGUGAUUGCAAUACUGGCUGCCAGCUUUGGGCUUCUGGCCUGCAUCUUCUUCAACAAAGUCUACAUCAUCCUCUUCAAGCCCUCCCGCAACACAAUCGAGGAGGUGCGCUGCAGCACAGCUGCCCACGCUUUCAAAGUGGCUGCCAGGGCCACGCUGAGACGGAGCAACGUGUCCCGCAAGCGCUCCAACAGUCUGGGGGGCUCCACCGGCUCCACGCCUUCCUCCUCCAUUAGCAGCAAGAGCAACCACGAGGACCCUUUUCCUCUACCAGCCUGCGCCGAGCGGCAGCGCCAGCAGCAGCGUGGAUGCAAGCAAAAAGUCAGCUUUGGGAGUGGAACGGUGACCCUGUCACUGAGCUUCGAGGAGCCACAGAAGAACGCCAUGGCCAACAGGAACGCCAAGCGCCGGAACUCGCUGGAGGCCCAGAACAGUGAUGACAGCCUGAUGCGGCACCGGGCCCUGCUUCCCCUGCAGAUCAAUGAGCCCCUCGGGGCUGAGCCCAGCUUCCAGGCAGCUUCCAGUCCGGAGACCAGCUCGCAGGAGUCAGUGGUGGGAGACAACAAAGAAGAGGUACCAAGCCCUGAGGCGGAGCCUUCCCUGCCAUCGGUUAACUCACGAAAUUUUAUAGGCACUGGAGGUGGCUCUGUCACAGAGAACACGGUACAUUCCUAACAAAAGAAGAUUGUGAAAAGUACACCAGCCCCCAAGAGGAACUUGCUCACCUCUUGCUUCUGAACAGGAAAGGCAACAAAGACACACUGCUGCGACACAGCCCCACCACACCUUCAUGUUAAUGCCGGCAGGGUUACACAUGUGCCUCCAGAGGAAGGACUGUGUCUGGGGAGCCUUGGAUUGAAUUUGCAUUUGCUUUAUUGAAACCAGGACAUCUCAGAAGGACAAGUGAAGAUCGCCUCUGGUGGGGUUUAAGCAGAAGUCUGCAUGCUGCCUUGCCUCCAUAAGCUUUUCCUGCCAGACUGCAACUCAGCUGACUUAUGGGAGGCACUGGCCAAUUCCACUAUAUCCCGCUUUUACAUUUAUGUAUAAUAUUCCUUUUCCCCACUAUGUAUAAUAUUCCCUCUUUAUCCAGUAUAUGUGAUCUGUAACCAUGUGCAUCAGGACUCUCAGCUCUACAAAAGCAAGGUAUACGGUUUCACUUCAGGAAAGCACAGUCAUAGGGAAAAUAAAAAAGCCCCCAACAUCCUGCAUGCUGUGUACAGCCAAGGGUGUGAACAUGUAAAGUAUUUAAUGUGACAGAGCGCCCUGCUAUUUAUGUUUAGUAAUGUCCCAAUCUCUCCUUUCUGCCCGACAGGAAAUAUUGGACAAUACUCUCUGUAGACUCCAUUGCACUAGACCAAGAUAUUUAGGUUCCUAC
Messenger RNA from Sturnus vulgaris (Common starling), 4125 nucleotides. It is a transcript of the gene CASR, whose product is annotated as calcium sensing receptor. Lineage: Eukaryota; Metazoa; Chordata; Aves; Passeriformes; Sturnidae. Gene Ontology annotation, cellular component: plasma membrane. Gene Ontology annotation, biological process: detection of calcium ion; regulation of calcium ion transport; intracellular calcium ion homeostasis. Gene Ontology annotation, molecular function: calcium ion binding; G protein-coupled receptor activity. The record is from RefSeq and is a predicted model, not a curated record.